AUGUCCUCGUACGCUGUGGCCCGGUGGCGGGAGGAAGGACGCCUGGCCGUCUGGCUGCAUGUCCCCAUCCAACAGAGCGGGUUUGCAGCGGCAGCUGCUUCUCAGGGCUUUGAUUUCCACCAUGCUGAGCAGGGCUCAUCCACCUUGACUCUGUGGCUGGGAGAAGGGCCCAGCAGGCUACCGGGGUACGCCACCCACCAGCUGGGGGUUGCAGGUGCUGUUCUAGAUGAAAGCAGGGGAAGAGUGUUGGUCGUACAAGACAGAAAUAAGUCUAAACAAUCAAAUGAACAAGAGCUCUUUGGCACAGGACCAGCAUUAAGUGCAGCGCCCGAGUCGUGGGCACCUACUUUCAACCAGAGGCGAGACACAGCAGUUCGAGAGGUUUUUGAAGAGACUGGCAUCAAGUCAGAGUUCAAGUCCAUCCUAAGCAUAAGGCAGCAACACAAACACCCCGGAGCCUUCGGGAAGUCGGACAUGUACAUCGUCUGUCGCCUGCAGCCCUCCUCUUUCAGCAUCAGCUUCUGCCAGCAGGAGUGCCUGAGGUGUGAGUGGAUGGACCUCCAGGAGCUUGCUAGGACAAAAGACGCUACUCCCAUCACCAGCAACGUAGCUAAACUCUUGCUUUACGGGUACCGGGAAGGGUUUGAUAAGAUCGAUUUAACCAUGAGAGAGUUUCCAGCUGUCUACACAGGCCGCUUCUACAAACUGUACCACAGGGAGCUGCCCGAGUCCUACAGAAACAUUACAUGA
This is a messenger RNA of Chroicocephalus ridibundus (black-headed gull), 750 nucleotides long. RefSeq names its product nudix hydrolase 6 (gene NUDT6). The record is from RefSeq and is a predicted model, not a curated record. Bases 1 to 750 code for a protein of 249 amino acids. Lineage: Eukaryota; Metazoa; Chordata; Aves; Charadriiformes; Laridae. Gene Ontology annotation, molecular function: NADH pyrophosphatase activity; ADP-ribose diphosphatase activity; NAD binding. The transcript has 5 exons.